Durusdinium trenchii is the source of this 783-nucleotide messenger RNA. The record is from the annotation of a GenBank genome assembly. NCBI's taxonomy places the organism in Eukaryota, Dinophyceae, Suessiales, Symbiodiniaceae.
AUGGCAAAGUUGCUGGCUUCAGUUGCAGCGCUCGGCUGUGCGCUUUGUGCCUGCGAAGUCCUACGCACAACGUGCAAUGGGCUGCGCUCUUGCGCCUUCUCUCUCCACCUGUUGCCACACUGGCGUUCACGGUCAGCGAUGCGCGCGGAGAAGACCUCAAAGCAGAAGCUGCCUAGAUGGCUCUCGGAGUUGCAAGAUGAAGGAUUGAUGGAAGAGAAGCCAGAUCCCAAUAUGUGCAUCCUACUGGCCUGCGACGCCGCCAAGAGGAGUGAUCUCCCCGCAGCGGAGCAGUGGCUACGCACCGCCGCCAGCUUCGCACCUGCAGCACCUGAGGCCGCAGCCAAUCUUUGGCAGGUCAUUGGGCAAUGUGUUCCGUUGCCUGUAGCCGAGCGAUGGCUGUCCAUCCUCCACAACGCAUCCUCGGGAGCAUCACUUCCCCCGGGGGCCGCAGAAGCGCUGCUCAGAGCUGCCGCACGAGGGUGCAAUCUGGAGGGAGCAGAGAGAUGGUUUCAGGCAUUCCAGCAGCAAGAAGACCAGAAUGCUACGGUGGAUCAGUCCCUGUGCUUGCGGCUCCUCAGCUGCUCCUUGCAGAGUGGCAACACUUCAAUGGCUGAACAGUGGAUCAAGCGAGUAGUUCAGGCCGGUGCCAACGCCUCCGAAAUCACCAUGCGAAUGAUGAAGGACAGCGCUGCGCGCCGUGCCUAUGAAGCGGUGAUCCGGCAAAAGGCGGAGGCCAAGGAUCUGGUCGCAGCACGGACGUGGUACGAGCCCUGGCAGGGAUAG